Lymnaea stagnalis (great pond snail) is the source of this 13253-nucleotide messenger RNA. The record is from the annotation of a GenBank genome assembly. NCBI's taxonomy places the organism in Eukaryota, Metazoa, Mollusca, Gastropoda, Lymnaeidae.
ACGUUGAUCAGAAAAGUCUGGAAGUAAACAAGAUGGGAUAGAAAAUCUGGGCAAGAGAUCUGUAUGUAAUUACCAAGUAUAAUCAAUAGCUAAGUCUUUUGCCAUGUGCUGUGUAUAAAAUAUACACCUUUCGAACUAAUUUAAUAAGUCUCAACAUACAAUCACAAUGAAUGGUGAAGCGUCAUCCUCAUCACCACAGUCUCAGACUGAGGACGAUAAAAAAUCUCCGAAUGAUGAUGAUCAACACGGGACAUAUGAAUGCAACAUCUGCCUCGAAACCGCAAAUGACCCUGUUGUUAGUAUGUGUGGCCACUUGUUCUGGUAGGUACACGCAUAUAAGUAUGUUUAUAAUUAUAGCUAUAUUACACAAAUAUUUUCUCUUAAAGCUUUGAAAUUUUAUUUAUUAAAUAGGGCCUACAUUUGAUUUAAUUUAUACUACUUUUAAUACCAAGUCUUGGCAAGUGAUUUUCAUUAAUUAUCAAGUACAGUUGAGCCCACUUACCUCAACCUCGAUUAACUUGCCAACCAUGUUAAGUCGACGUUUUUGAAAUGGAACCGCCAAAUUCUCUGUUUUUAGGUUAAAAAUCGGUUAUGUCGAUUCUUUUAUCUCGCCGGACCCUAAUAUCUCGAGCUCUAAAGGGGGCCAAAUUUGCCACUUAACGUCGGUUAUCUCGAUCCCCAUGACCAAUCGUCUGCUUUUGAACUCCGCAAGAAGAAAUAGAUAACAACAAAUAAACUAAACAAGUUUUGCAUGAUUAAAAAUUACUAUUUAUUUCUCAAAAUACAGGACUUGUGUUUUGGAAUGAACCUAGAAGUAAUUUAAAUAAAUAUCUUUUAAUUUAUUUUGAGGUUUAAAAAACCCGGUAGUUCAUAUUAUAAAUCAUCAUUAUUUGCAGAUAGCAAAACGUCAUGGCAUGGGCAGCCAUUCAUGGUCACUUGCAUAAUAACUAUGCCGUGGUACUACCUCAGAGUUUAAGUAAAAGGAGUUUGCCGUGUUAAAAACUAUUAAACCAUAUAAACCAUUGGUCAGGGAAAGCUUUAAUGAAAUAGUCAAUUGCCAAAGUUGAAAUUUCUAAAUAAGUAAUCCCUAAAUUGUAUUUUAGUAAUGAGGGGAUGCGUUGCCUUAUGCGAUUUAUAUAAACUAUAUAGCCAUUGCGCAUGAUGCAAUCAGCAGAAUGAGUCACAAAAUGUGGAGGUGCAGUAGAUAGUAGAAAAUACCGAACAAAAAGACACUUUAAAUAAAAAUUCUUAGCUCAAAAAGAUUGAAGCUAAAAAAUCGAUUCUGUUUUCAUUUUUUUAAUUUGAAAUUUGCUCUAAAUAACUAAUAUAAAAAAUUUUUUUUUUCUGAAGUACCCACAUUUACUAAAGCACAUCAUGUACAUGAAGAAAUUUAAAGUACAUGUUAAUAUAUUGCCUCCAUAAUGGUUUUCGUUUAUCUCGAUCAGCGGUUAUCUCAACACUUUUAGGCAAACCCCUAGGCCGUCGACAUAACCGGGUUCUACUGUAGAAUAAGUAUAAUAGUAUAAUAGAGCAAACUUUAUAAAAAAAAAUGAAACAAAAAUGAUUUUUUUAUCAGUAGUUGCUGAGCUAUGAAUUUGCAAAGUAUGCCUUCGUUUUUCCUUUUUUAACAGGCCCUCAUCUCCAUAGUCUGUGACCCAAUUCCGCUUUUCACAUUAUGAGCUAUAUAACUGUUGUUAAAUGAUAAUUUUAUAUGACUUUUAUUUUCAGAAUUAAAUCUGUACCCAAAUCUAUUCAUUAAUGGUUAAUAUGAAGUAUAUUAAAAAUGAAAUUUUCCAUUUCAAGUUCAACUUAAAAGGUUCAAAAGAAAAAAAAAGCGUGCUAAAAUAAAAGUGCUGUCUUUUGAUUGUUUGAAAAAAAGAAUUACCUAUAUUUAAUCAUUUCUACCAUGUGGCCAUUUUACCAUAAUUUUCUGGGGAGGGAGACCCCUCUUCCCACUUUCAAUACAAAAAUAAGAAAAAGAAACAAAAAAGAUUUCUGGGAAGAACCCCUCCCUACACUUUCAAGCCUAAACUGUAUCAAAUAAAUGCAAAGCUAAAAAUCAAAAUCUUAAGUAUAUGGAACUAUGGUGGGUAGUUGACUUGGUGGAAACUUCAUGACCGAUAUACCAUGGAAGACAUCACCAGCCUAACCACCUAAACCCAAUCUUAGCCUAACAAUGGGUACUUCUCGUAUCACCCAGGGAAACUCUGAAAAUUGGGUAAUGUGAUUUCAUUAUCAAUAUGGUAACCUCCACGGUUAAAUUUACCAUGAGUAAAGUUCUUUCAGAUGUUUUAGCAGAUUAUAGACCAGCAUGCACUAUCUAUUUCCACUCAUAUCUUAGAGUAGAAAUCUUGUUUUCUCAUUAGACAUGUUGUUCUAAAAAGAAUUUUAGGUCUUAAAUUUGAAAUUCAGAAGCAAAAUUAUGCUUACUUUACUCAUUCAUAUAUUAUUUUGUGGACAAUAUAUAUCUCUUAAACGAAAAGAUGUUCAGGGUGGUCACAAACCAGACUGAAAUUUUAAAUGUUCUCUCCCUAACUGUGUUAAAUUGCAGUUCCUAGAGCACACAAGUAAAUUGCCAAUAUUCAAAUACUGGGUAUUCAGUAGCUGGGUUCUUAACCUUUUUUGCAGCAUCGCACCUGCACGCCCUCUCAAUUAGUUGUGUGCAAAAUCAGGGGACUGGUUUUAGUUUGACAACUGCUGACAAGCUUGGCGGUGGAUUCAAGUGGCUGGUUGAGUUAUGUAAUGUUCAAAACCAAAAAAAGUUUUCCAUUUUAAUCUUUUAGCUGGCCAUGUGUACACCAGUGGCUGGAAACAAGGCCUCACAGACAGACAUGCCCAGUAUGCAAAGCUGGGAUUAGUAAAGACAAAGUGAUUCCAAUAUAUGGACGUGGAAAUCCUAAUCCUCAAGACCCAAGGUGGUAAAUUUAGUUUCAUGUUAUAUUUUGCCAUACACACUUUUAUGAUUUUAAAAAGGGAGAUAAUUAGUAAAUUUGUAUAAGAUAAGGUGGGUGACCAGAAAGAUCCACAAAGCCAUAGCUGUGCACAGGAAAAAUUCACUUAUCAACAUUAGCGCACACUAAUAAUUGCGUACACGGCAAUUCCGCACACAGACAAUUGUGAACCUUGAUUAUUUUGGACAGACACAAUUGCUCAACAUAUCAAGGAAAUUUUAUUUAACCCUCGAACUGUGGUCGGCAAUGAAAAUCGGCCAAUAUUCUCGUUCUGUGCUGUGGGGCCGAUUAAAAAGAUGGUCAGAUAUCAACUUCCAAUCCAAUAUUUGACCGGAAUAAUAGCAAAUUCCUUUUUAUAAAUAAUUAAAUUAUCUUCCGGGUCAAGCUUGUUAAUCGGAGUUUUAAAUCACUGUUUUUUUUUAAAGCUAACAUGGUUGAAGCUAUGGCUGGGCCUUCAGUGCAAGAACUAAUAUAAAUAUUUUUGAAAGCUUUUUAGGAGAGGAUUUAAGAGAUACUGAUGAUAAUUUUAACAUUCCCCAUGACGAUAUCAGUUGAGAUUCUUCUUCUUAUGAAUCUUAUACAAGUCUUAGUGAUACUAAAGUAGGCCUACUGAGGCUACUGUUAGACUUCGAUGUUGGGCAAGGACUGAUACAGACGCUACAGAUUAUAGAUCAGAACGAAAUAAAUGUUAUAGUUCAACAACUCAAAUUAGUUCCACAGUUCCUUUUUAAAUGUUUACUAGUCAAUAAUAACUAUUUUUUGAGAUUUUUUAUUUUGUACUUGGUUUUAGCUGUGGGCCCAGUUUGUUAUAUAAAUGACCUAAAAUUACUAAAAUUGCUUUCAGAGGUUUAAUUGUAAUCAAAACCUUAGCAAACUAAUCAUUUUCUGAAAGAUAAAUGAAUUGGCUACAACAUUUAGAAAGUGUUUUAAGUGAUGAGCACUUGAAAGCAAGACAUUUUGUUUAAUUUUUUUUUCUUGAGCACUCCAAGGUCAAGGACACUGAGCAAAAUUUUUUUACACGGUGGGCAAUACAGCCAACUUUAUUCCCAUCCAUUUACCUUUAUAAAAAUAUAUACUUAUUGGGGACUUGUAUCAAUAUUUCUGUGUCAUUUAAUGCAAUUUCAAAAGGCACUCAAAAAGCUAUGAAAAGCUCCCUCACUACAGAAAGAUGCAUGCCACAGUUCGAGGGUUAAGACACAUUUUUAAAAUCAACAUGGUUCAUUUCAGUUGCUUAUCAGCAUAAAAGGGCAAUUUGGGAAGAAUAAUACUAACAGUAUAAUAGGAAAAAUAAUUGUUGUGUUUAAAAUUGUGUUUCGAGAUUUAAUUUUAUUAUGAAAAUUUACUUGGAGGUAAAUUUUCAUGAUAAUAAUAAAAUAAAGAAAAUUAUAUUUAUUAAAAAAAAAAGAAUAUUGCUGCAAACAUAACAAAGCAUGUUAUCUCUUUCAAAUAUCUGUAGAUCUCAUAAAAUAACAUUGAAUACACACCUUUUUAUCAAUGUGUCAUGGCCAUGGCUGUUAAUUUUUUAGCUUCAUAAAAUUUUUCUAUAUCAUUUUAUUUGCACAAUUGAAUGCUCCUUAAUUUACAUUGGUUUCUUAAUUCUAAAUAUAUAUUUAUACAUGUAAGUUAAAUUUAAGGCGAUUAGUUUUAAAAUAAAGAAACAUGUCGAUUAUAAAAACAACAGAAUAUCACAAUAUUCACAUUUUUUCACAUGUAAUAAAAUUGAUUUUUUUCUAGCACAUACCAGUAUACAAUAUUACAACACAUUAAAAUUUCAAGUGAAUAAUACCGUAAAUUUUGUUUAAAAGUUACAAGUAAUUUAGACAAGAUAUUAAAUAAAAGUCUAACCCUCAAAAAUUAAAAAUAUUAAAAAAUUGUGAAUAAUAAUAUAGUUUUAAAAGUUUUAAAGGAAAAAUGCAACAAAUGAUAACAUAUAAUUUUAAUAUUAAGUAGCGGGUGCUACAUUAAAAUAGAAUAGAAGAAACAAAAACAAUUUUUCUUUAAAUAAGAGCAAACAUUUAACCAAGUCAGAGGUGUAACCUACUGGUAGUUAGAUAAUGUCAUGAUAAUUUAUUGACAACCUACAGGUAGAUUAUGUCAUAAUCAUAUAACAUAAGUACCUAUCAUUUCCCAGACUACAAUCAUACAGCAUUAGUAGGCCUAAUUACUAUUCUCAAGACCACAGUCAUAUAACAUUAGUACCUAUCAUUUUCAAGACCACAAUGAUAUAACAUUAGUGCCUACCAUUUUCAAGACCACAAUCAUAUAACAUUAGUACCUAUCAUUUUCAAGACCUAGCAUUUGUUGACAACUGAAGGUUUCUUGUGAGCAUUUUCCUGUAUUUAUUCAUUUGUGUAAGAAAAAUAUAUUUAACCAAAUCUAUUAUAAAAUAAAGAGUGAAGAGUCCUUUGAUUUUUAUAUUGGUUUAGAAAUUUCCUUAAAUUCUAUCUUGUUUUUAGACCAGGUAGCGGUCUGUCUUAACUAUAUAUGGUGGAGAUAAAAUUCAAUUUUUUACACUCACAAUCAUAAUUAUAGUAUUCAUAACCAUAGAUUAUGUUAAAAGACUAUAUUUGUAAAGCACUGAAACAUUUAACAGCAUAUUUACAAUAAUAAAAAUAGUAGGCUACUUUGUAAUAGGACUUAAUACAUUUCACUGAAGGAAACUAAGGAAAACAGUUGAGUGCUUACAAUUACAAAAUAAUUAUAGUAGAAAUAGCCUGUAAUUCUGCAGGUAAUAUUAUGAUGGCUUUCCUGAGUUUUAAAAAUAAAACAUAAUAGUAAAAAAUAAAACAUAAUAGUAAUAGGCUAUCAUUAUUUUUUUUAACUCAUUAAUAAAGGGAGCAAAUGAUAUUCGGAUUAUCUGUCUAUAGUAUUCUAUAGUAUAUGCCAUAACCCCCGUCCAUUACAAAAUCAAAUUUAGUAAGAAGAGUAAAUCAAAACACCAUGUGAUACAUUCUUUGAUUUAAAAAUAGAUAUUAACGAAUGUUUGAAUAAUUCAAACAAUUAUAAUAAAACUCAAAUUAGGCUUAGAUACUAGGAGUAGGGCAAUUAUUUUAAACUAUAAUACUUCAUUACGACAUAAUAGGCUAAUGUAUUAAUUAGUCUAUGAAAUGGAAAAUAUAAACAAACCUUCAUUGCCUACAAGCUUUAGGAGUUAUUUUGCAUAUUGGGACUAUAAUUUAAAAGUAAUCGUUUCUGUACCGUUAUUAUCAGACUCUUAUGAUGUGUACAGAAAUAUUUUAAACAGCCUUUUUUGGGGUGACUAACUGUCACUUUAGUAUUUAAAAAAAAUAAUUCUUCUUUGCCAAAUAGAAAUUAACCUUUGCUUUAUUUUUAUAUUUGUGUAUAGUUUUAAAAAUCAAUUUUUUAAAAUAUUUUGUUUUAAAAAUGAUUAUUUCUAAUCCUAGCUUCAUCGCCGACUUGUCUUUUACGCUGAUAACGAACUACAGUCUUUUCAACUCUUAAAUGAGUUUACACUUGUAUGCAAAAUUACAUUGUGCGCAUUUGUGUGUUCGCUAUUGUCAGCAUUCGCAAUUGUCAGUGUGCGCCAUAUGCUUUUGUUGGUGUACGCAAUUUUCUGAGUGUUCAUCUGUCUGUGUGCGCAGUUGUGUCCGCAAAGUUUUCUGUGUGCGAUUAUCGGGUGCGCAUUUGUCACAGGCGCGUUUUUUACAGAACCGAUAUGGUGGUCUGCAUAAAGUAAUCUAAGUUUUUAAUUUUUCUAUGUGAAAUUUAUUUAAAUAAUUUAUGAAAUAAAACUGGUUAAAUAUCUGCUUCUGCCCUCUCCUUUUGGAGGACAUGUUGUCAUACAUCUCUGUCUAUUUCUUUGGUCCCUCAAUGCAGUAUAAUGUUGGAAAAUAAUAUUGGUAAACAUAGGUAUAGGUCAUCUUUACAAGUUUAAAUUAUAUUUUAAUGUUGCCUAAAUGACUCUUGAAACCAGAGAGGUAUUGAGAGGUAUACCAAAAUGUAUUGAUGUACAUAACUUACACAUACUCACAGGCAUAGCACUUGUCUUAUCAAAACUGUUCCAUCUCAUUCUUCUCAUUCAUUAUCAACAGAGUUUAUCAACCCUUACUCUGAACCACUAGGCACAUCCCACAAUUUAUACAUUUAAUUGUUUAAACUAUUUUGAAAAAUAUGUUUAUUAUAAUUUUAGAUUUUUGUUCAAGAGAUUUCCUUUUCCUGUGUCUUUUACAUACACCAAUUGCUUCUGGUUUUCUUGAACCUGAUAGGAUUUUCCAUUUGAAAAAUACAGGAUCAAUCAAAAAAAUCAGAAGAGAUUUUCCUUCUUCUUUGUUUAACAGGCCAAUAUGAAAAAUAAUAUCCAUACACAGUGGGAUUCAUUUCUUGUAGCUGCAAGAAAACUACCAGACCAGUAGUGUUGUAAGUGUUGAGUGGUGCUGUAAGUAUUUUACACAUUAAUUUACAUUUCUGCUUGAUACUUUUAUGUGAUGAGUCAACAUAUUUAUCAACAGAGAAAAACUUCCCCCCAGACCAGCAGGCCAGCGAUCUGAACCAGAAGCCACAAAUGUAAGCUGAUUAUAUAUAUAUAAACAAUCCCAUAUAGUAUAGUGCACUAAACUUUUGUAUGCUCCAUUUACAAAUUACUUAAUUGAGCAGUAAAUGUAAUAAUUAUUUAAUACUUGGUUGCAUUUACAGAUCUUUUUUAAAACAUUUUUAUAUAAAAAAAAAAGAGCCAUCUGUUCUGCUUUCAUUGAGGUAGACUUUUCUUAGACUUACAUGAUUUAAAGUACAGGUAGGAUGGGAAUUUAAGAUCCUUAAAUAAGUUUUUGUAAAAAAUUCUGUAUACAGCACCAGGUACUUAUCUCUUUAACAACUCAGUAGCAUUGAAGUUGAAGGCAGAGAAUGUUGCUUGUUAUAUGCUUACUGUUGGCUAAGGGACUCUUUGCAACAAACAAUAAUAAUGAUACCAGACUGUAGGAUGUCAGUAUAAAAUAUAGACUAUAUUUGAGUAUUUGGGAUUCAGAGAAAUCAAAACUGGUCGUCCAGUUAAUGAGGGUUAUUGAAACUCUUCUCCUCCCACAAGACAGAACAUGUCUUUGUACAGUGUCUUAAUGUUUUAAAUAAUUCGGUUACAGAACAAUCAUUAGUCAUACUGAUUUUUAUAACUUUAAAUAAGCAUUUGGAAUGAAUGGUUGUUUUUUUGGCAUAAAAGCACUGAUGUUUUUUAUAAUUAAAUUUUUUUUUUUUUUUUACAGUUGUUACAUAAUUUUGGAUUUGGUGGCGAUAGCAACUUCCAGUUUUCUUUUGGUAUUGGUGCUUUUCCCUUUGGAAUGUUUGCAUCAACUCUGAACUUCAAUGAUGGAAGACCCGGUCCUCGUAAGUUUUUCUUAAAGAAUAUGCAAGUUGAUUUUGAGUAAUUUGAAAUGAAAGGGCUAACUCCCCCUUCCUUAUAUUUAUUGAGCUGGAUCCAUAUUUAUAAUUGGAACUCAUUUGCUUGAUGAAAAUUAAAUGAUGGGUUUAUGCAAACUACAUAUAAUGUUGUAUUAUGUAUAUUAGUUUUGAUAGGGACAAUUAACAUCAGGACGGCCAACUUCAUUCUGGUUUCUCUUUAUCUUUUUAAAUAUUAACUUUUGAAGCAAACAGAUGCUCUGCUCUUAGUGCAGAUGUAAAAUAUUUGUUAGAGUGGGAAUUGGAACUGUACUAGCAAAGCUUCCUUUACAGGAGUUACCAUAAAUUGUGCAUAGAAAAUUGAGGUUGCCAGUCCUUUAGUUAUAUAACCUAACAGAACAAACUAAAUUAAUUCAAUCAGAAAAUUUUUAUGAUUUUUAACCCUUUACAGUCCAAACCUAUUCAGCCUUGUCUGCUCCCAGCGCCCAAGCAAAGGGACAUAACUCCAUUUUAAAUGAAGGUUCUUUAUCUAAUUAAUUUACAGAAAAUAAACUAGAAGCAACAAAAUAAAAUAAAAACUACCUAAAUACAAAGAAAUGAUUAAAGCAAAAGUUAAACCUAAAAAUAGUUUCAGAGACCCUCCCACUCAUGAAAUAGUGAAGCUUCAUUAGGCCUAAGUUCUUUCAAAAGUGUAUCCAAGGCUUAGAUAGCCAUUUUUUACAGCGAAAAAAUCGCGACUUUUAAAAAAAUCAUAGAAAAUAAGCCCCUAAACACACCGCGGUCAAACUAGUAUCGAAAUAAAUGCCGACAACGAGGCUUUCUUCCGGUAGAACUAUAAAUAGUAAUGCGCAAUGGAUUUCCGCUGUGCUAAGAACGAAAGUAAACACCUCGAAACGGGCGGGUUCGGCCGCAUCGGACUGUAGGCUUAAGGAAAAAAAAAUGCCGACAACGAGGCUUUCUUCCGGUAGAACUAUAAAUAGUAAUGCGCAAUGGAUUUCCGCUGUGCUAAGAACGAAAGUAAACACCUCGAAACGGGCGGGUUCGGCCGCAUCGGACUGUAGGCUUGAGGAAAAAAUCGGCGCAUUUCGGGCGCAUCGGACUGUAAAGGGUUAAAAAGAAAAUGAUUUCUAUUUAAUCAUAUUUUUUUGCUCUUUUCCCUCCAUCCAGCACAACCUAAUUCACCACAACAAGCAGAAGAGCAGUUUCUCAGCAAAGUGUUUUUGUGGGUAGCCAUCAUAUUUAUCUUCUGGCUUCUCAUAGCGUGAAAAAAAAAAAAGUCCAUCAAAAUGUAAAUAUUUCUUGCCUUGUUGUUUCUUCAGAAACUCAGGGCCCAGACCGUCCCAUCAGGGAUUCUGGAUCCUGUAGUACUGCUCACUAGAAGAUACUUAUCCAUGUUCAAAUGUGCUGUCACCAAGCCAUUGGCUGUUUGGUCAGUAAAGAGUUGUCAGGAGAUAAUUUUGUUCAGUAGACAUUGGUGCUGUUGGUGUAGGAUUAUCAGUGAUGAUUCCCUAAACUCCUAGUAAAUCUGAAAGUUAGGCUAUGUCUUUUGUAUUUGAAAAUGCAUUGUUAAGAGUGUUUAAAAACAUAGUUUACAGAAAUAGCCAUUUUAAAAAGAUAUGUCAAAGACUGAAGAAAAAGGGGGGGGGGGGGGUUUGCAUAGUUUUCAACAGCUCAGUUUAUAUAAAGUAUUAAGUCCAAAUUUGGCCAUUCUAGUUUAAUUUUCUCCUGCCUUAAAAUCUCAUUACAUUUUUAACAAAUGCUGAUGAGAUAGUCUUUACUAGAUUGUCAUUUUAAAAAAAUUCUCCCGCUGUAAAUAUAACAUUACCAUUUGUUGAUGUUAUUCAUCAAUCUAUAUUCACCAUCUUCAAUGCCUGGGCUGGAUUUGUGUAGUGGCUUCUAAGUUCACUGGAUCAGAUUAAGUAUAACAUUAUAUAUUUUUUCUUUCCUUUUUUUUCUUGGUAUAUACAGUUGUUUCCAUUUUAAUUUGAAUAUUUUGAGGAUUUUUCACUAACCUGGUUAAAUCUAAUCAAUCAUUUUCUGUAAAUAUAUUAUAUCAUAUUUCAUCAUGGCAUUGUAGAAACGUUAUUUUGGUAGACAUUAUAAUAUAAACAAGAUUUUAAGCAUUUAAAUCAAAUAUUUAAUGUUUGUGUAUUGUGAGAUAAUGGCCAUAUUCUUACAUAAAUAAUUUCUAAUACAGAAAUAUUGACAUCGCACUGCAAGUAAAUUCUAAAGUUUAAGAAAUUCACAUAAAAUUGAUCUCAGCUUCAAUUUGAAUGCAUCCACCUGUCAUUUUUGUUGUUUUUAUUUGUGCACACAAAAAAAGUAAUUACAUUUUCUUUAUUAAAAAAAAUCUGGUUCAUUCAGUUUUUAAUUUUUUUUUUUAUUUGGAGAGAUUUUUUGCACUUUUAAAAAAAUACAUUUUUUUCCACCGCAACCAUAAAAAAGUCACUUUCCAGAGAACAAAAUGGUGAUUUUCAAACUGAGUGCAUAUCAUGACAGUAAAAAGUGUGUCAAACUUGCAACACUAGUGAUCCAUUCAACUUACAAGACAUGGUUUUAUAAAUAAUGUUCUAUCAUAAUGUAUGUGGUUUCCAUUGGGGGUGGUGGGGGUUGAUCCAAUAUGUUGUGAACAGUAUCUUUGUUCUGUGAUACGAUUUUGUAAGGUAUGAUACAUUUAUUUUGAUGUGUGACUGUGUGACAAAUUUCUGACUGCUUUGAAGAAGAGCAUUUUUGUUUUAUGAAAUCUUAAAAAAAAUUUUUUAAAUGUUACUCUUGAUCCCCCACUGAAAAAUGUUUAUAAUAAACUUAACUCAAAGUUUAUAAUAACAAAUAUUUGAUGUAAGUAGAUAAUAUAAUGGGAAAUUUAUAUUUAGUGGCUUAAGAUUAAUUACAAAAUUUAAUAUCUGACAGUAAAUUUGUAAGAUUUUUAGCUUUAAAUGCUAUUUACUUGUCAGCCAAAGGUGCAAUACCAACUCGGAUAAGUAAGGUGGGCUUUCCCCUGGUUAAAUUUAAACAAUUUUUUUUGUAUGCCUUAACCCUCUUUUUAUAUAAUUUAUUAUCAAAGUAAAUUACAUAUUAUUUUUAUUGCAUAUAUAUCACACCCUGCAAAUGUUAUAUGAAUAUUUUCACAUCUUCAUAAAUAAAGUUAUAUCUUCAACCACAAUAUAUAUUUAUUAAAAUAUUAUUAGAAAUAAUUGCUCAGUAUUUUGCAUUGAAUUGUAAAGUCUAAAUUCUAACUUUUGAAAAGAGUUUGAAUGUUUUUCCUGAAUAGACAAAGAUUAUAUUAUUAUUAGAUAUUUCUACUGUGCAGAAUUUUAUCCUUAGUGUUUUCUUUUUUUGUUAUUUUAGGAGUCUAUUGUUUGUGUUCUUUGCUGAUAUAUUGCCUUAAAAGAAAUAAAAAAUCCUUCUAUGUGUGGUUCUGUGGUGUUAUUAUUUUAAAAUCACUUUUAUUUGACAUGUACAUUUACUCUAGGAGAUUAUGUACCAUGUGAAAGUCACCUAAUCAGAGUUUUUUUGUGUGUGUGCAUAUUUUUAGACUUAACUUAAUGGAUUCUUUUUAGACCAGAGUUUCUUAAAUGAGGUAUUAUAAUUGAUUUGGGUUUCUUUAGAAAAUAAUAAUUUUGCUUAACAAAAGCAUUGGUUUAAGUGAGACAAGCUGAACUUUCACUUUCAUUAUAGACCUACAUUGUUAAAACAAAAGAAAGGCUUUGUGUAUCAUCCCAUGAAAUGAAAUUCCCAGUACAAAAUUCAAAUUAGUAUUUUUUUUGACCAAGUUCAGUACAGCCAUGUGGUGUAGAGAAUAAAAUACAGCAGUUUUGUAAUGUUGUGCAAUGAGGUCAAAAUUUGAUUUAAAAAUUCUUUCCCCCACCAUUUAUGUCAUUGCCUUGCUGAUGCUUAUUUAAGCUUUGAAAACGUUGGCGGAAUAUAUAUAUAUAUAUAUAUAUAUAUAUAUAUAUACAUUUCAUAUCCUGUUUGUAGAUCUUUUGGAAAAAAAUAAAUUUUAAACUUUUGAGUAGUUGUUACAAGCUUUAGUUUAAAUCAUGUUCAAACGAUGACUAUCAUUAAUUUGCACUAACAUAGCAAACCUUCUUUUGGGAGUAACAGCUUUCUUCAAUCAACCUUUUGAAACUUGUUUGAAUUUAUUAUUCUAGUUGUGAGGCAACAACAUGGAAUACUAUACUCAUUGAAAUAAUUUUUUAAAUUGGUUGAUUUUAAGUAUUAUCUAAAAAUUUGAUGGCUGUUAAUCUUUAAUUUUUUUUCAGUGGGAUAUGAUGCUUUACCUUGGGAAAUGAAUUGUUGCUCAUAAGAAUAAAGAAUUUAUAUGUAUGUGUGUGUAUAUAUAUAUAUAUAUAUAUAUAUAUAUAUUAUCCUUUUAAACAUUGGAUUAUAAUGCAAACAAAAAUAGUAUUCCUUGAAUUAGUAUGAUUUAUUUCCUCAUGGCAUAAGCAAAGUAUAAUUUGUGAUUAGACUUAUUAAUGAAGAUUAUUUUAAAACUGAUGAUUUUUUUUUCCCCCCAGUUUUGUAGGUGGCUAAUUAAAACUGAUAUGGUUUUUGGCAUUGCCAUUGGUUUUAUUUAUUUUUCUUGAUCAGUUCAUUACUGUAGCCUGGCCUUUCUUAGCUACAAUUGGUAUAUCAUCAUCUUUUGUUAUUUUUUGUUUGUACAACUAAAUGUCUUCACAGGAAAGGAAAAUAAAGGUGAAGGUGAAAUCUAUUAUAAGUUGACACACAUUUAUUUAUAAGUACCGUACCUGCCAUUUGUUAUUUAAUUUAAUGCAACCAUCUGAAAAUACUGUAAUUAAAAUAACUGUAAUUAAUUAGUAUGCUGACUUUGGACGUGUAUGGUGAAUGUUUUAAUUUCAAACUAUAAAAAAAAUAUUUAAAAUCAUAAUGUUAAACAUCAAUUUUGUAUAAAUUUGAUUCUUAAUGAUAUUCAAAUCUACAGCCAAUUAAACUGAC